Messenger RNA from Chlamydomonas reinhardtii, 3322 nucleotides. RefSeq lists its product as uncharacterized. Gene Ontology annotation, biological process: regulation of transcription by RNA polymerase II. The transcript has 6 exons. Gene Ontology annotation, cellular component: nucleus. The record is from RefSeq and is a predicted model, not a curated record. Lineage: Eukaryota; Viridiplantae; Chlorophyta; Chlorophyceae; Chlamydomonadales; Chlamydomonadaceae. Gene Ontology annotation, molecular function: cyclin-dependent protein serine/threonine kinase regulator activity. The coding region runs from base 376 to 1950 and encodes 524 amino acids.
CUUACGUGCAUGCUUUGUGCACGCAUGAGCUUGCCCUUCCAGCAACCAAACCCUGAUUAUGAAGCGUGCACGCAGUUGCAGACGAUGCCAUUCUAUCGCCGGCUCGGGCUAUCCGCUAUCGGCCCCGUGCGAUGGCUGUAUCAGUGUCUCUCAGCAGCAUGCAAAUGUUGAGCUGCUCAUCCUUCUCGGGACCAGCCGCAUCCGCCACCGAUGUGGAAGCGGGGGCCUGGGGCCACAGACUCCUGGAGGCCCGAGCGUUCAGGGGCCAUAACUUGAUAUACACGCAUACCCAUACACUAGGACUAUACACUUGACGACAAACGACGCUUGACCGCUGGGCACCGCCCAGUCCGCUGGCCGUUUCCUGUCUGCCGGAUGAUCUACAACAACUUGGAUACGUUCUACCUUACCGAUGAGGAGCUAUCAAACACGCCAUCGCGGAAACACGGUGUAGACGAGGACACGGAGACGACGCUCCGCAUUUUCGGCUGCGAGCUCAUUCAAGAGGCUGGGAUCCUGCUAAAAUGUCCGCAAGCGGUCAUGGCGACGGGUCAGGUGCUCUUCCAACGGUUCUUCUGCCGGAAGAGCAUGCGGGACUUCAACGUGCGGCGUAUGGCAUGUGCGUGCCUUUUUCUGGCGACGAAGCUGGAGGAGAGCCACCGGCGGACACGCGACGUGUUGAUGGUGUUUGACCGGAUCAACAAGCGGAGGGAUGGCAGCCGGAGCCUACCGCUGCUGAUACCCGAGACCAAGGAGUAUGACAUCAUGAAGGAGCGCGUUAUCACGUACGAGCGCAUCCUGCUGAAAACGUUUGGCUUCAUCAUCCACUGCGUGCACCCGCACAAGUUUGUCAACAGCUUCGUGCACAGCCUGGAGGGCAGCGACGAGCUGCAGCAGCUGGCGUGGAACAUGCUCAACGACAGCCUGCGCACUACGCUGUGCGUGCGCUUCAAGGGGCACGUGGUGGCGGCCGGCGCAAUCUACCUCGCGGCGCGGCGAUUGCAGGUGCCGCUGCCCUCCAACCCUGCCUGGUGGGAGGCGUUCAAGGUGCCCACCGACCAGAUGGUGGAGGUGGUGCUUGCGCUGGACGCGCUGUACCAGCGCCCCAAGGCACACUACAUCGAGGUGAACCCGGAGGUGCUCAAGCAGCAUCAGGCGCUCAGCGGCCUGGGCAACAAGCAGCUCACGCCGGCGCCCGACGUCGGCAACGACAGCCCGGCGGUGGCGCAGGACUCGAGCGUCAUCCGCGGCGGGCCGGACCUGGCGUCGCAGCAGCAGGGCGCGCUGCCGGUGGCAGGGACCACGGCGGCGCCACCGGGCACCGCGGCGGAGAUGCUGGCGGCCGCGGUCGCGGCGGCGCAACAGCGGCUGCAGGGCAGCGCUCUAGCGACCAGCAUCAAUGCGGCACAGGCGGCCGCGGUGGCUGCCGCAGCGCAGGCGGCCCAGGCGGCGGCAGCAGCGGGCGCCAAGCCCGACCCCGACACCGUGUCCACGCUGCACCAGGGCGGCGGCGGCGGCCCCACGGUGACGGGCGGGCAGGCGAACGGCGGCGGGCCCGCCACGUCGGCGGUGGAGGGCGGCGCGGUGCAGUCGCGUAAGCGCAGCCGCAGCCGCGAGCGCAGCCAGGAGCGCAACCAGCGGCGCAGCCGCAGCCCGUCGCGCAGCAGGAGCAGGAGCCGCGACCGGCACCGGAACGGCAGCCGACGGGACCACAGGAGCCGCAGCCGGGACCGCCGUGAUCGGGACAGGGAUCGGCGGGAUCACCGGGAUCACCGCGAUCGGGACCGGGACAGGGAGCGUGAGAAGGAGCGUGAGCGGCGGGACGGCGCCCGCGACCGGGAGCGCGGCCGGGAGCGCGGCCGCGACGACAGGCAGGAGCGGGACGGCGCAGAUCGCGGGGAUUUGCCUCAGCCGCCGCCUCUUCCUCCGCGCCCGGACCGCCGACGCUAGCACUGCAUUGCAAACAUUACAACAAUAGCACGUGUGCAGAUUGGCCACCGUAUAAGCUGCGCUUGCAUGUGCCAUGGAUAGUCGAGGAGAUUCGGCCUGUCCUUGGAUUGGGCGCGCACAUAACACAUUUAUUUCCUUUACAUGGAAGCCAUCCCUUGUUCGUUACCGCCAACAUUAUUACUUGGCCCAGCGUCCGCAAGGGGUUUGUUGCGCGCUUGUGAGGGAAUAUUGUGGAUUCUUAACACAGGCAGGCAAUCCUGGAAAUGUGCGUGGCUGGGGCGCUUGAGGCGCUGUAGUGCGGGCUGGAGACGUGCUGUGCGGGUUUGCGUUGACGGCACGCAGGAUUUGUGCGUCAGCCUAUUCGUGGGGUUGCGUCUGUAGGGUCUACAGUACAGGGCGUAGUACAGGGUCUACAGUACAGUGCGCGUGUAAUCGAGCGAUGAUGCGAGCAAUGCGUGUCUGAGUGCGGCGCUGCAUGCAGUGUUGAAGCCGACGCCCAGCCGGGUGCCACUCCCGGUUUGGGCUUAGUCCAAACACUGCCCCAACUUUGAGGCGCUGGCAUCCUGAAUAGCACCGCGCUUCAGACAGCAGCUUGCUCCGCAUUUAUGGUGUUGAUAGCGCUUGAUACCGAGAAGAAAGCAGGGUCCUCACGCAGAAGACUGACAAAGGCCUAACCGCUCUCGCCCCGAGCUGGGCCCUGGUGCUAGGUGUCUCGUAAUGCAAGGAGUGCGGCCUGGCAGAAGGCCGGGUGGAGCACCUGCGCGACCGGGACGUGCAGGCGGCGCGCAACAUGCUGUGGCUGAUGCAGCACCAGUACUACGGUGCACCCCGGCCGCAGUACCUCUGCCGCCAGCCGGCGGCUGGUGGCGGUGGCGGUUCCCUGCCGGCGGCGGGUGGUGGCGGUGGUGCCCCGACGGCUGCUGAGGUGGAGCUGCUCAGACAGAUGGCGGCGCGGGACCCGGCCGUGGUGGCGGCAGCGUGGUGGUGCGCAAUGGUGGCAGUCAUUGUCACAGCACGGCAGCAGGCGGCGGCUGCGCAAGCGGCGGCGGAGGAGCAGGCACCAGUACCGGGGGCAACGGAGCAGGCGGCGGUGGCAGAGGACGCAUGAGAGACAACACGUUUGACUUUGUGGUUCUAUGAAGACUUUGGGCCGGGUUGAUACCGCGGCCAUGUGUUUGCGUAUUACGGUAUGAGCUUGAGGUCGGGGUGUGCGAGUGUGUGGGGGCGGGAAGCCAUGCAUGGCGCUGAACCUGAACCUGAACCUGAAUCUGACGACGGACCCUGACUUUUGUGGUUCUGUGAAGACUUAAGGCCGGGUUGAUGCCGCGGCCAUGUGUCAGAGUGACGCUCCCAGCUUUAACAUUUCCCAGAG